AUGCAUGAUCGAUCCCACGAUAACCAAGUCCUGAAGAACUCUUAUUAUUCAUCAGACAUACAAUACGCUUUACAGAUGACUCAAUGGACUCUGAAACCCAUCGGAAUAUGGCCUGUGAUCUACCACCGCGUCACCAGACGAGAGCAACUGAUGUCCGUCGUUCUGAUGAUCUUCGGGUUCUCUGCGUUGUGCUUCGUCCUGAUUCCAUCGGGUCAUUACAUAUUCUUCACCGGGCGCAUCAGCACGAAAAUCAGUCUCUUCGGCCCCGUCGGCUUCUGUCUGUCCACCACGGUCAAGUACGUCUACCUCGGUCUGAGGGCGUCCAUCUUCGGACGCUGCAUCGAACACGUAGAACGAGAUUGGAAAGCGGUGACGGACCAACGUCACCGUUCCAUCAUGCUCGAGUGCACAGCGUUCAGCAGAAAACUGAUCACAAUGUGCGCCGCGUUCUUGUACACCGGCGGCUUGUCGCAUCACACCUUGUUCCCGUUCUUGUCCAAAGACAAACAGCAGGACAACCUCACCAUCAGACCGCUGAUCUACCCAGGAUACGACGUGUACGUUGACUCUCAGGCCAGCCCCGCAUACGAAAUCAUCUUCUGCCUUCAUCUGGUCACCGCUCUGGUUAUUUACACGAUCAGCACCGGCGCGUACAGUCUGCUCGUCAUUUUUAUUAUGCAUAUCUCUGGACAAAUACAGAUACAGAUCACGAGGUUGCAGAACUUGAAGAAGGCGCAGAUGGAAAAGGGGCAUCGGAAUCCUUUGGCGAUCAUCGUUUAUAAUCAUGUGGAGAUUUUGAGAUUUUCGGAGAAUGUGCAGGCUGCGCUUGAAGAGAUAUGCUUUACGGAAGUUGUGGAGUGCACGAUAAAUAUGUGUAUGCUGCAGUACUAUUGUCUUAUGUCAUGGAGAAGUUCAGAUGGUGUCAAGAUAAUUACUUAUUUUACUCUGUUAUGUUCCUUCACUUCCAAUAUAUUCAUAUUCUGCUACAUCGGAGAAAUUUUAACUGAACAGUGCAGCCAAAUCGGUAAAGCUUCCUAUGAAAUCGAUUGGUACAAUUUACCAGCGAAGAAUGCUCACGAUCUCAUUCUGUUGAAUCUCAUAUCGCAAAAUCCUCCUAAGCUGUUAGCCGGGAGAAUAAUCGAGUUGACGUUGAACACCUUCAGCGCUGUAGUUAAAACGUCAGUCGCUUAUAUGAACUUGCUGCGAACUGUUACUGACUGA
Molecule: messenger RNA, 1221 nt
Organism: Megachile rotundata (alfalfa leafcutting bee)
Lineage: Eukaryota; Metazoa; Arthropoda; Insecta; Hymenoptera; Megachilidae
Product: odorant receptor 4-like
Biological process (GO): sensory perception of smell; detection of chemical stimulus involved in sensory perception of smell
Cellular component (GO): plasma membrane
Molecular function (GO): odorant binding; olfactory receptor activity
Source: RefSeq, a predicted model, not a curated record